AUGGUGGUGAUAUUUCAUACAGGAAAUGGUGACCGCUCUAUUCCAGAAGGUGAUGGUGAAAAAAAAAACGAUUCUUCAGAAAACUUAAGAGACAGUUCUUCCCAGAAAAAUUAUCGUAUAAACUUGGAUUGGAGAGAGUUCAGAGCAAAGCUAUAUACUGGGUGGCAGGGAGAACAAGCGGAAUCUGAUGCUCAGAACCAAGGUGGGACUCCCUACCAAUCGAAACCUCUUGGCCUGAAGUGGGCUCAUCCUAUUUCUGUACCUGAGACAGGCUGUGUCCUGGUUGCCACAGAAAAGCUUGACGGAGUUCGCACCUUUGAAAGAACUGUUGUUCUUCUCCUCAGAUCAGGAACCAGACACCCAGAAGAGGGGCCAUUUGGAGUUGUUAUCAACAGGCCACUCCACAAAAGGAUCAAACACAUGAAGCCCACUAAUCUUGAUCUUGCAACCACAUUUUCUGAUUGUUCUUUGCAUUUUGGUGGGCCUCUCGAGGCAAGCAUGUUUUUGUUAAAAACAGCGGGCAAGACAAAGCUUCCUGGGUUUGAAGAAGUGAUCCCUGGCCUUUGUUUUGGUGCUCGUAACAGCCUGGAUGAAGCUGCUGGGCUAGUAAAGAAGGGUCUUGUUAAGCCCCAGGAUUUCAGAUUCUUUGUUGGAUAUGCUGGGUGGCAGCUGGAUCAGUUGACAGAGGAGAUUGAAUCGGAUUAUUGGUACGUGGCUGCUUGCAGCUCAAAUUUGAUUUACGGGGCUUCAUCAGAGUCUUCGUCAGAAAGUUUGUGGGAAGAAAUUUUGCAGCUAAUGGGUGGCCAGUAUUCUGAAUUGAGUCGAAAGCCUAAGCAGCAGGAUAUGUAGUCUAAUUUAUGAUAUCGUUGGUGCUCACUAAACAAAAACUAGUUCUAGAGUUAUAAAGCGAGUCGUGCAGUUAAUGUAUAUGUUAAGCCAAUUGUACAGAAAGUUUGCUGGCUCUUCAAGUUAGUACAUCUUGUUUUAUUUCUUCCUUUUUGUUGUUUUUUUCCUUUUCUUUCUCUCAGUUUUCUAUUUUCCUUCCCAAUAAAGAAGUUGCUAUUUGUGUGGUUCUUGUA
Messenger RNA from Prunus mume (Japanese apricot), 1079 nucleotides. NCBI's taxonomy places the organism in Eukaryota, Viridiplantae, Streptophyta, Magnoliopsida, Rosales, Rosaceae. The record is from RefSeq and is a predicted model, not a curated record.